Centropristis striata (black sea bass) is the source of this 505-nucleotide messenger RNA. RefSeq names its product ribosomal protein L36A (gene rpl36a). NCBI's taxonomy places the organism in Eukaryota, Metazoa, Chordata, Actinopteri, Perciformes, Serranidae. The transcript is spliced from 5 exons. The coding region runs from base 128 to 448 and encodes 106 amino acids. Gene Ontology annotation, cellular component: cytosolic large ribosomal subunit; ribosome. Gene Ontology annotation, molecular function: structural constituent of ribosome. Gene Ontology annotation, biological process: translation. The record is from RefSeq and is a predicted model, not a curated record.
GCAGCCAUGGUAUGAAAUUAUUUCACCCAUACAUUUUUACAGAAUCAAACUCAAUCUUGCUGUUUAAAGAACCAUCACUAAAUCUCAAUAACUCAGAUGUGUUAACAAUCUUUCGACACACACAACGAUGGUGAACGUCCCGAAGACCCGCAGGACCUACUGCAAGAAGUGCAAGAAGCACCAGCCCCACAAAGUGACCCAGUACAAGAAGGGAAAGGACUCCCUCUACGCACAGGGUAAGAGGAGAUACGACAGAAAGCAGAGUGGUUACGGUGGUCAGACAAAGCCUAUUUUCAGGAAAAAGGCUAAAACUACAAAGAAGAUUGUGCUGAGGCUGGAGUGCGUCGAGCCCAACUGCAGAUCCAAGAGAAUGCUGGCCAUCAAGAGAUGCAAGCACUUUGAGUUGGGUGGUGACAAGAAGAGAAAGGGCCAGGUCAUCCAGUUCUAAUCUGUGGGCCAUUCUUCUGGACGCUGUCACGAUUUUCAAUAAAUGUGUUAAAAUAUA